Messenger RNA from Microthlaspi erraticum, 2043 nucleotides. NCBI's taxonomy places the organism in Eukaryota, Viridiplantae, Streptophyta, Magnoliopsida, Brassicales, Brassicaceae. The record is from the annotation of a GenBank genome assembly.
AUGAGGAAAGACGGCGACGGUUCUCCGAAGCCGACGACUUCCGACGGAGUUGUUUCGCGAUCAGCUCGGAGCUCGUUCCGUGCUCUCUCUAACUGCAUUAAGGUCAUUUCCUCUGGUGCUUCCACGGUCGCUCGCACCGCCGUAUCCGCCGCUUCUUCCGUCGCUACCCGAGACAUCGACUCUCUUCACGAUCAGGUACUAUGGGCGGGGUUUGAUAAGCUAGAGAAAGACGAUGGCGAUACUCGAAAAGUGCUUCUACUAGCAUUCAAGUCUGGAUUUCAAGUUUGGGAUGUGGAGGACACAGAGAACGUCCAUGUUAUAGUCUCUGCACAUGAAGGACAAGCGUCUUUCAUGCAAAUGCUGCCGAAUCCGAUAAGCUCGGGAGUGUUAGGUGACCAGUUCUCUGAGAGCCGUCCGCUUCUGGCUGUGUGUGGUGACAGUUCUUGGGAAGAGAAUCCGAAUAGGCAGCCACAGAGCACUGCUUCUGAUAAUAAUCCCGGAAGUGAAACAGUACUAGUUCCUACGAAUGUGCAUGUUUACUCGCUAAAGUCUCAGUCUUAUGUGCGUGAGAUCAAAUUCCGGUCUAUCGUCUAUACGGUUAGGAGCAGCUCUCGGAUUGUUGCUGUGCUACAACCAGCUCAGAUACAUUGCUUUGACGCUACAACGUUGGAAAAAGAGUACAUGAUUGUCACUAACCCCAUCGCUUGGGGCUCUUUGGGUGUUGGAGUUGGUCCUCUUGCAGUUGGUCCAAGAUGGAUUGCUUACAGUGGAAGCCGUAUUGCUAAAUCAAGCUCUGCUGUUUUCACUCCGGAGCUUAUCUCACCGUCAGCAUCACCCUCUGUUGCACAGUUUGCAAUGGAUUCAAGCAGGCAGCUCGCUUCGGGGAUCGUGACUCUUGGAGACAGAGGGUACAAUGCUUUGACUAAGUACUGCUCGGAGGUUCUGCCUAAUCCGUAUGUUCCUGGAUUGAAAGUCAUUGGAGCUGGUAAUGAGAAUGUGCCAAACGCUGAUAGCAUAGGAAUGGUUAUAAUCAAUGAUGUGAUAAGCAAAAGCCUGGUAACACAGUUUAAGGCACACAAGAGUCCGAUUACAGCUUUGUGCUUUGAUCCAAGCGGCAUGGUUUUGGUGACUGCUUCGAUUCAAGGAUCAAACAUCAACGUCUUUAGAAUAGUGCCAAAACACUAUACGAGUAGUGGUGACGCUGCUAGCACAAGGUCCUUUGUGCAUAUGUUCAGGCUUCAGCGCGGUUUUACUAAUGCGGUGAUACAGGACAUCAGUUUCAGCAACGAUAGCAGUUUGGUAGUGGUGAGCUCUUCAAGAGGGACGAGUCAUCUGUUUGAGAUGAAUCCUGAGGGAGAAGGGAAUGCUCAGACUCCGACUCCUGUGACGGCGAUUAGUAGGAUAAGAAGCGGAAACAGCAGCGGAUGGAUUGGAACAGUGAGCGGUGCUGCAGCUGCAGCGGCUGGAAUGGUUGGAGGCUCUCUUCCUGGUGCAAUCACAUCAACUUUCUGUUACAUUGAUGAACAGAGUAACAACAACAAGCAGUAUGGUUUGACAACAAUCGCCACUACUGAUAACAACUCUAAGAGGAAUCUUUUGGUGUUUGCUCCUUCUGGAUGUAUGACACAGUAUGCGUUAAAGGCGAAUCCGGCUGGUGCUGGGGCUGGUCAUGAGACUGCAGCUAUGACGGUGUUUGAUUUUGAGACGGGUUUGGAGACUGAAGGGAAAGUAAAGGUUGAGCCAAUACGGAGGUGGUCCAUUAUCCAAAACCAGACUAGGAGAGAGAUGCAAGAUCAACCGAGUGACAUAUAUGGAGGUGGAGCAUCUCCGGAUUCUAAAAGCAAAGUGUUUCCGGAGGUGGUUAGGAAACAGACUGUUGAGGAAGCUUGGAGAGUGACUACUAAGAAAGGAAAGGCUCGUGGGGAGGAUAACCGUAAACUGUAUGUUUCUGAAGCGGAAGUGCAAAUGUAUCAGCCGUCUCAGCCACCGUUAUGGGCAAGGCAAAACGUAAACUCUCCUCUCUCUUCUUUUGUUUUGAUCUGA